This is a messenger RNA of Prorocentrum cordatum, 1311 nucleotides long. The record is from the annotation of a GenBank genome assembly. Lineage: Eukaryota; Dinophyceae; Prorocentrales; Prorocentraceae.
GUGCUCCACCUUCCUGGGGAAUAAUGUCUUCCAGACGGUGCUGGGGAUAUCCUUCAUGCUCCGGCGCGACGUCAUCUUCGACCUUGAGUCAGAACGGCUUGGCCUCGUGCCGGCGGAUUGCCCGGAGCACUACCAGCCGCCGCCCGUGGGCGGCAACCCCGCGCCAGCGGCCCCGCUGGCGCACCGGCUUUACUCCAUCGCGUCGACGGCGCCCUCGCCGCAGAGCUCGGCUACGGCCCGCCGCCCGCGCCAGCGGCGCCGCGGCCGCCGCCAGAGGCGGCCGCGCCCUUGGCACAGGCGGCGCCCUCGGCGCCCGCGUCGCAGGUGUCCCGCCUCUCGCUCGCGGCCUCCGGCGUCCUGUCGUUGCUAGCGGCGGGCGCGCUGCUGGGGGCCGUCCGCGCGCGCCCGGGCAGGAGGCGCCACCCCGCGCUGCAGGACGAGGCCCACUUCCUUCCCUGCGAGAGGAGGACCCGGGCGUCCAGCGCGGACGCGCCCGCAGAGGCCACGGUGCAGUACACCGUGGACGACCAGGACGACGAGUGAUCAUACAGGUGCCCUGGCCCCAGCUGGGCGCCCUCGGGCGCAGGCUAGGCGUAGAUGAUGUUUAUUGGUCCAGGGGCAACCGACGACUUGUUGAACAAGGGUGUUCAGCAGUUCUCUCAGUUGAAGCGGACUGUUUAAGCAGGUCGGGGCGACCACAUUGUAGAGCGAUACCUAGUAGUUCAGAUGAGCCUUAUGGUAUCUGUCUUAGGGACUGGAGCAGACGUUGUGCCUUGCAUGCGUAGAUCACUGACCCGCCCUGGGGUCCACCCGUGCGCUUUGCGAUAUCCCCAAGCAAUGGCCACGACCCAGCGGCUUGGGUAUCUGUCCGUGUCAAUGACUGCACGUUCUGUCGAGGCAGUGCGGCUCAACUGUCGGGCCAGUGAAGAGCUUGGCGACGCGCCGACGGGGUGGGUGAGAGGGGGCAUGCCUCCUUAGAAGGUGUCGUUCCCUCUGGGGAGGCCCGCCUCCCUCUGCCUUCCCCCCUGCGCGCGCCGCCCAAGAGCAGCAUCCACCCCCAGCACGUCUGGAAUGGGUACGGACGCGCUGGUCCCUGGUCGCUCGCGGAGGGCUCAUCUCCACCUGGAGGCAUUUCCUCCUGACCCUCGCCGGCGGCGGCGAGACUAAAGCUGCUGGUUGGCCGCUGGCCGAGGACCCUUUUUGUUAGCUGUUUGAUUCUGUUGCGCCCGCGGGCGACCCCUGCCCGCGUCGAGGGGAGAGAGCGCCCCCGCCCUGCGAAGCGGAGCCUUCACUCGAGGAAGACAAGGCUGC